UUGGGACGUUUUGUGCGCCGGUUUGACGGGAUCUUUGUGGCUUUGACGUCAGGUGAGUGCAGCCCACCGUCCGGCUGUCCGGAGCGCAGCUGCGUCUUUCUGAGACGUCCCGGGCACAAAAAUCGGAGACGCCGGACGCCGGACGCCGGACGCCGGACGCAGGACGCCAUGGCCGACUCCAGCCCGCCGUGGGGGUUCCCCCGCCUGCGCCGGGCCGCGACCUCGUUUCCCGGCAACCUGCACUUGGUCUUGGUGCUCCGCCCCAGCGGUUUGAUAAGCUCCACCCCCAGCCCCUCUUCCAGCACUGACUUGGGCUUUCGAUUUAGCCAGGAUGACUUCCUGUUAAAGAUGCCGGUGGUGAUGCUGCGUUCGGUGGGUGACCUGUUGCGCUACAUCGAUGAGAAUCACCUGACGUCGGACUUCACUGCCAAAGUGGAGUACUGCCAGAGCGACUGGCUGGUCCUCCGCUCGUCCAUCGAAACCUUUGCGGUGACAGUGAAGGACAUCGCCCAGCUGCUGCAGAGCUUUGGAUCUGAGCUGUCUGAGACCGAACUGCCAGAUGAGGCCAAUGCCAUCGAGUUCCUGCUGCACUCCCACACACAUCGAUACCGGCAGAUGAAGGAUGAUAUCAGAGGUGUGCUGAAGGAAGGACGUCUGCUGUCGUCUAACCUGGAAACGGUCAAAGCUGCCAAGAGGGAUGCAGAGGAAGAGAGAGAGAUCCAGUCAGAUAUGGCCACCGUUCAGAGGCUCCUGGCUCAGCUCAGAGACAUGGAAGAGGCGUUCGAUGGCUUCUUUGAAAAGCACCACCUGAAGCUGCAGCAGUACCUCCAGCUGCUCCACUAUGAAGUCAGCUUUCAGCAGAUGGACGAGGUGCUGGAGCGGCUCUCUGCCCAGGAGAAGGGGAUCGCAUCCGUGGGAACCACUGUGGUCCAAACAGAACAGCUACUUAAAGACCUGGACGUGCUGGACAAACAUGCUCAGGAGGAGAUGGCUCGGGCUCAGCUGGUCAUCCUUCACGGUCACCAGUUGGCGGCCAACCACCACUAUGCCCUGGCGCUCAUAGUCCAGCGCUGCAACGAGCUGCGGCACCUUUGCGACGUCCUCACCACGGCCAUCCGCACCAAACGGGCGUCGCUCAGCAGAACACGAGACCUGCUGCUGCGCCUCGAGGAGGCCCUACGUUGGUGUGAUGACGGCGCUUAUCUUCUGGCCAGUCAAAUGGUGGACAAGUUCCAGACCAGAGAGGGAGCUCAGGAGGCUCUGCAGUACCUGAGCUGCCACCAGGAGAGGGCGCCGUCUGCUUUAAAAAAUUGCCAGGACAUGCUAAGCUUUGAGUUUGAAGCGGUACUCACCCCACAGCUGGAGUCCCAGAUUACCAUGGUGACAGAAAAGAUGACCUCGAUGCAGUCUAUGAUCAGAAACAGAGAGCAGUGUCUGAGGAGACUGGCCGACGUACAGGUCCGGCCCAUACAGCUGGUGGCCCCCCGGCCCGAACUGGACCAGAACCCACAGCGCUGCAAGUCUCCCCUCUUCUCUCCUAAACACGGCUUUGGUACGGUGUUGCCUACAGGUGUGGACUUUAACGUCUUGAACUCCAAGUUCUCCUUUGACCUACUUCCUGGAAAAAGAGCUGCUAGGAGGAACAAUAGCCAGCGCAAGAUUGAGGUGAUGCACGAUUACCAAGGAAACCAAAGCUGUCUUUAUGGCUCCAAUCCUGAAACGGAUUCAGAGGCAGAAGAAAAUCCAGAGCAGGUGACACGCCACAUUAUGAAGGAGCUGAUAGCCACGGAGAGGAUCUAUGUGGAUGAGCUGCUCUCUGUCCUUCUGGGCUACAGGGCAGCGAUGGAAGACCCCUCCAUGUCCAAUCUCCUUCCACCAGCUCUGCGCAGUCAGAAGGAUGUUCUGUUCGGCAACAUGCCAGAGAUUUACCAGUUCCACAGCAGGAUCUUCCUCCAAGAUCUGCAGGGCUGCCUGGAGACACCGGAGAGGGUGGGGUCUCGCUUCCUUCAACGGAAGGAGAAGUUCCAGGUGUAUGAGCGUUACUGCCAAAACAAGCCUUGCUCUGAGUUGCUAUGGAGACAGUGUUCGGAUUCCACGUUCUUCCAGGAGUGCCAGAAGAAGCUGGACCACAAGUUAGGUCUGGAUUCUUACCUCCUGAAACCAGUCCAACGACUCACCAAGUACCAGCUGCUGCUUAAGGAGCUUUUGAAACACUGUGUGGAGGAGCGAUUCCGGACCGAGCUCCGGGAGGCGCUGGACUCCAUGCUGGAGCUGCUCAAGUCUGUCAACGACUCCAUGCACCAGAUAGCCAUCACCGGAUAUCAAGGGAAUCUGGGCCAGCUUGGCCGCGUUGUGCUGCAGGGCGGCUUCAACGUGUGGAUCAGCCAUAAGCGGGCGGCCGUGCGAAUGAAGGAGCUGGCCAGAUUCAAGCCCAUGCAGCGCCACCUCUUCCUCUACGAGCACGCCCUGCUCUUCUGCAAGCGCAGGGACGAGGACAACUACGACAGGACGCCUUACUACAGCUUCAAAUCCUGCCUCAGAAUGAGUGCAGUGGGCAUCACAGAAAGCGUCAAAGGAGAUGUGAAGAAAUUUGAGAUCUGGUACAGUGGCAGAGAAGUGGUGUACAUAGUUCAGGCUCCCACGGCUGAGGUCAAAGCUGCCUGGCUGACGGAGAUCCGAAAAAUUCUCACCAACCAGCAGAAGCUGCAGCAAGAUGGAGCUCCUUCUUUCCCUCUUCCAGACAACCCUCUCUCUGACAGUGCAUCAGAGAUGUGUGUGGCGUGGGGCAGCGCGUCGGUGGGAGGCUGCUCAGCGUGUCUCCCUGUUCCUCACAGCUCCUCCGCAACAAGCCACUCCCACAGGUUCAGAGGGGAGGAGUCCACGUACAGUAGCCCCGCCCACUCUGACCCCGUGGUUCACUCACCGCGACGCAGUUGGCCUGUUCCUGCUCACUCUGUGGCAAUCUGUGAGGGCCUGGAGGACUGGGGCGCUACAGAUCUAUCCGCCUUAUCAGACUCAGACGAUGAGGAUCAGCCUUCCCCACUGGUGGCAGGCAGGUACAGGGUCAUGGUGGAGAGCAGCAUGGCCAGCACUGAUGACAUCAUCUUUAACUGUGGCGAUGUCAUCCAGCUGAUGCACGAGGAUUCAUCAGGAAUGUGGAUGGUAAAGAAUAUUAGUCGAGGUGAAGAAGGCCGUGUUCUGCCAGAGGACUUGCACAGGAUUCUGGGAGAGGCCUACUAAGAGACAAUCAGGGUGGAGGGAAAGACGACAGUGUUCAUGAUGAGUGUACAUUGUUCUGUUUUCGUGGCUUUUUCUCGCUAAAUUAUUCCCCAAAUACCCCCCCCGAACCCACAGACCUGCAUAUUCCAUCAAUUUUCCAACAGAAUGUGGACAUCUGACCAAGCUGUGCCCAAACUGAAGCACAGCGUCAGGCACUCACUUUUCCUUUCAGACUCUGAAGGAUACAUCUCACAAGAAUGUAAAAACACAGAAUGGACCUCCGAGGACUGUAACAAUGGAAAGCACAUACAAGCCAUCUUUUUAUCUACCUUUUGCAGCAGUGAUGCAGUAGAUCAUUUGGACUGAAAGAGUUAAACAGCAGUGUUUAUUUAUAUUUACGGUGUGGACUUUUGUUAAAAUAGGUAUAUCAUUUCUAUUUUCUUAUUGGGUGUAACAGAGAGCGUUCAUGUCCGGGCUGACAUGACAUCCAUGUGCCAAACAGCUAAGCCAAUCAACACAGCUUCUACUUGUGUAAAAGUGAAGGUUACAGAACAAAAGCUUUAUGUAAUAAUUCAUUGUAGGAGCUUAUAGAUUUCAUCCGUGAAUAAAAUAAAAACAAGGUUACUCCUCUCUGUGUACAAUAGUGCAUGUUGUCUUCAGCUGCAUUUAUGUGAUACAGAGAGGGCAAAGAGAAGAGUGCCCUUCUCCAGUCUGUAACUGGGAUAUUGUUCAGCCACUUGGUGGAAAUGCUGGGAUUGGUUGCGCACUGAGUAAACAAAUGCAUAAUGCAUACCCCCCCUCCCCUGUGAAUAACAUUAAUAAUGUGGCAGCAGGAAUGGUUCAGUGUUAUAACAUUAAGAAUGGUAGCCUGCGGAUGUCUUGUCUUCAAGUUGCACCAAUGAACUGUUUGUUUAUGUCUGAGUCCUUGUGCAUUUUUAUUUUCACUUGUGGAUUAUCCAAAUCCAUAAACUGUUAAAAGUCCUGCCAAUGGUUUUACACCAUUCCACAGAGGAUACGUCAAAACAUGUUUGCAAAGUGAACGACCCUGAGCUUCUAAUCCUGCUUCUAAGCAGCGCUGUGAAUCUUGAAAUGUUCCUUGAUAUUCCUUGGGAAUGUAUUCACAUUUAUUUGGAGGGUAUUGUUUUUUAUCUAUUCAUCCUAUUUUGUUUUUAAUCAAAGAAAAUCCCUCAGGGCAGUGUUAAUGACCAAAUAUAGUUUUAAUUCCCAGUCCCUGAUUUUGCAAUGUGACACACUGAUGUAUUUCUGCAAGAGAGAGACAUCUCUAAUUUUAUGUAAACAAAAUGAGAAAUGUUGCACUGCAUGGUACAAACCUUUGAAUAGGUAAUUUACUGCGCUAAUGCUCGAUUCUUAACACAAACGGCACUCUGUUAGGAAAACAUACAACACUGGCUGUUGCUGAUGGUUUUAACUCUUUAGUUUUUUAGCCUUUAAAAAUUAAUUUGAAGGAUUUCUGCUUAUGCUGAGAAUGUCUUAUUACUUCAUGAAUUGCAGCUAAUAGUUGUUCACCUUGUCCACCAAAGUCUUUACCUUCCUUAUUUUGCAGCUCUGCAUGGACAAAAAACAGCUGCACACAUCCACUGCUUUAUAUCUGAAUGCACAGCGGAUUUCGGCCAACAGGGAAACUGUACUCGGUUAUGGAAAGUAACCGUUUGAAAAGGUUCUGUACAUUUCUGAUCAGUUACGGUUACAACAUGGUUUGUUUAAUCAACUGUAUCACUUUGUCAAAUGUAUCAAAUUUGUGGGGUCUGUCGAAUAGUAAGGUGACAAGAUGAAGGCAUUAUGGUCUUGUUGGCCAGCAGUGAGGGAAGAAUUAGGUCAUCUGAGCACUGCCACCACAUCUCUGAAAAAUCGGUGUGAUUACUGGCCAUCGCUGCUGCCUGUAGUGAACUAUGAAUAUAUACAUUUUAGACAUGAAUUUGGUUCAAUACAAGGGUCUAAAUAGGAACACUGCCCUAGGAUUGGCAAAUCCUCAUGCUCAGCUAUUAAGUGACAAAACAGAAGAUUCCCAAGAUAUUUGUUAUGUCAUCCGACUAAUCAGUUCUGAGCAUUCUGGAGGAUUGGAGUGAAUUUAACACUGAUUAAGGAAUGAUUUUCAAAGCAGUUUUCGUCCACAGUGGGACCAUUAGAGUCACAUGGUUAUUGAGUGUUGGGAUAUAUAAAAGAUAUGUGCCCACUGAUCCUUUAGAAAAAAUAACGUUUAAUUGAUUAGAAGUCCACUCAGCACUGACUAUACCGUGACAUAGGAGAUUGUAAAAUGAUUUAUUCAUUUUAUUUUGCACUGGCUUUUUCACUGUACUUUAAAAAUGUGUAUGCUGCUUAUGCUAAUUUUGCACUUUGUGGAUAUUUCAACUGUAGAGAAAGCUUGUAUGAUAACGCAUAAUGUAUAUUAUUAUUUUCUAAAAUAUAAGCACAUGAGUAUUUCAUUUGAUUCAAUCUGACUCUGGUGAUUUGUUUACAACCUUUAGAAUAGAAAAGCUCUUUGCAUAAUUACAGAGUUGCAUAGAAUCUUAACAUCAGAUAGUGGAUUUAGCUGUUUUGCAUGAUUAAACUUCCGCCCAGUGGUUUGUUGUCAUGAAAGACUCGUAACUCUUUUUGAAUGGAUCAUUUGUACAUUUAAAUUUCACUCGCUCCAACAUGCAGUUGUACAAUUGACUAUUUUUAAUGCUGCAGAGUGGCCCAUGCUGUGUCACUCAAACACAUCCAGAUUUGUUUGAGUAUUCCUACAUAAUAAUAUUUUUAUUCAAAUUAUGGAUUACCAAAAUCUCACUUGACGUUAUGCCUACUCUAAAUUUGUUUGUGAACAUGGA
This is a messenger RNA of Menidia menidia (Atlantic silverside), 6047 nucleotides long. Lineage: Eukaryota; Metazoa; Chordata; Actinopteri; Atheriniformes; Atherinopsidae. The record is from the annotation of a GenBank genome assembly.